This is a messenger RNA of Cyprinodon variegatus (sheepshead minnow), 3674 nucleotides long. RefSeq names its product protein NLRC3-like. Bases 96 to 3266 code for a protein of 1056 amino acids. NCBI's taxonomy places the organism in Eukaryota, Metazoa, Chordata, Actinopteri, Cyprinodontiformes, Cyprinodontidae. Gene Ontology annotation, molecular function: protein binding. The record is from RefSeq and is a predicted model, not a curated record. The transcript is spliced from 8 exons.
UGAGAAUUUACUUGCAAUGUUUCAAACAUUUGUAUUAGAUUUGUGAAAUGAGAUUAAAUCAAAAGUAAACAUUUUAAAGCUAAGUUUGAUGUACAAUGUCUAGAAGUCAAAUGAAACAGCAGAGACCAGAAUCGCCCCAACCAAGAUAUUUGUCCAUGAGAAGUCAGGCGUCUAAAUUUGAACCAAUGGAAUUCACAACAAGAGGACCCUCUGAAUAUACUUUGAGUGAGAUGCGGCCUUUCUCUAACAAAAGACAAUCAAGGAGGUCUAGUGACCAUGAGAAUAAAAGUCACCUGGACUCAGUUUUCAAGGUGCUUGAGGACGACAUCAUGCAUUUUGUAACAUGUGAACUUAGAAAAAUGAAGAACAUGUUGAGCCCAGAAGGCUCAGGGAGGUAUAGUGAGAAGAAAGAGGAAACAACUGAUGAGGAAAUGCAUAGAAAGAACAACAGAGAUGCAUUCCUGAAAAUUACAAUCAACUUCUUGAGGAGAAGGAAUGAGGAGCGGCUCGCUGAAUCUUUGUUGAAUAAAACUCAAACAGCUGUUUACCAAUUUAAAUUGAAGUCCCACUUGGCUAAAAAGAGUCGGCAAUUUUUCGAGGGCAAUGUCAAGAGAGGAAACCCAAAGAGUAUAAGUCAAAUCUACACUCAGCUCUAUGUGGCACCUGAUGAGAGAGAAGUCAAGAAUGAAGAUGAGGUCAAACAAACUGAAUCAGCAUCUUUGGUACCAGGUGGUUCUGAAACCACCGUCAGCUGUGAGGAGAUUUUUAAACCUGAGAGAGAUGAGAAAAUUAGGACGCUGGUGACCAAGGGUGUUUCUGGCAUUGGGAAGACAGUGUUGACACAGAAGUACACUUUGGACUGGGCUGAAGGCAAAGCCGACCCUAAUAUACAGUUUAUCUUCCCAUACACAUGCAGGGAGCUCAAUUUGCUAAAAUCUAAAAGCAUCAGCUUAAUUGGACUUAUUCAUCAAUUCUUCCCUGAAACAAAGGAAGCAGAAAUCAGUUGUUUUGAGGAUUUCCAGGUUCUGUUUAUUUUUGAUGGUCUUGAUGAGCUUCAACCACCUCUCAACUUCAGCAACACUCAGAUUCUGACAGAUGUUAGUGAACCUGCAUCGAUUCAUGUGGUAGUGGCAAAUCUCAUCAGGGGAAAACUUCUUCCCUCAGCUCUUAUAUGGAUAACCACACGACCGGCAGCAGCCAAUCAGAUCCCUUUCCAGUAUGUUGACAGCGUGACAGAGGUCAGAGGGUUCACAGACUUACAAAAGGAAAAAUACUUCAGGCAAAAAUACCCAGACAAAGAACGGGCCAACAGCAUCAUCUCCCAUAUUUUGACAUCAAAAAGUCUCCAAGUAAUGUGUCGCAUCCCUGUUUUCUGUUGGAUCACUGCUACAGUUCUGGAUCAGGUCAUGAAAGGUAAAGAGAAAACAGAGCCACCCAAGACCCUAACUGAGUUGUAUAUUCACUUCUUGGUCGUACAGAUCAAUCGUGACAAUGCCAAGUAUCAAAACAAAAUGUUGACUGAGCCCAUCUGGAAUUCAGAGAGCAAGAAGAUCUUACUUGCUUUUGGAAAAUUAGCUUUUGAGCAGCUGGAAAGGGGAAACCUGAUAUUCUAUGAAGAGGACCUAAAGGAGUAUGACAUAGACAUAAACACUGCAUCGGCAUACACAGGAGUGUUUACAGAGAGCUUUAAAGAAGGGAGCAUACUGAACCAGAAAAGGAUGUUUGGUUUUGUGCAUCAGAGCAUUCAAGAGUUUCUGGCUGCACUUCAUGUCUUUUUAGAGUUCAUUAAGACCAGUAAUAAUCUGUUGAGAAGAAGUCUCAAGCCUUUGCAGCGAGAAAACAAAUUCAAACUCUUUUACCUGAGUGCAGUGGACAAGGCUUUGGGGAGUCCAGAUGGACAAUGGGACAUGUUUACACGCUUUCUUUUAGGACUAUCGCUGAAAAACAACCAAAACCACCUACAAGGCCUAAUUAAAAAAACAAUGCAGUUACCAGAUGUUCAACAAAUGCUUGUCCAAAACAUCAAACAGAAAAUUAGGGUUUCUCCUUCAUCUGAGGAAAGCAUCAGAAUUUUUGACUGGCUAAAUGAACUGAAUGACCAUUCUCUAGAAGAGGAGAUGACACUGUACCUGAUGGAAAAGGGUUGGGCAAAGAAGCUCACUUCUUCUCAGUGGUCAGCAUUGGCCUAUGUCUUGAUGUAUUCACAAAGAAAUUAUGAUAUUUUCAACUUCAAGAAGUUUUCUGAUUCAAAGGAGGCACUCAUAUGGCUUCAGCCGGUGAUGAAAGCAACAAAGAAGUCUCUGCUCUGUAGUUGUAACCUGUCACAGAGAAGCUGUAUACCUCUUGCAUCAAUGUUGGCCGCUGACAGAUCGUGUCUCAGAGAGCUGGACCUGAGUGACAAUGACCUGCGCGAUGAUGGAGUAGAAAUCCUCUCUCAAGGACUUAUGAAUAAAAAGUGUAGAUUGGAGGUCCUUAGCUUAUCAGGCUGCUUGGUGUCAGAGAGAGGCUGUGCUUCUCUGGCUUCAGCUCUGACCUGCAACCCUUCUCAUCUGAGAGAGCUUGAUCUGAGCUUUAACCAUCCAGGAGAAUCAGAGCUGAGAAAGAUUUCUGCUGGCAUGAAAGACCAAGGCUGGAGGCUACAGACUCUAAAAACAGAUCAUUGUGGAAAGCUGCGCCUGAAUCCAUCACCCCAACGGUUUUUCCUUGAGCAAAAAUUGGAUCCCAACACAGCAAACAAAAAUCUCCUACUAAGUGAAGACAACAAACAGGCAGAGAUGGUAGAAGAGAAGCAGACCUAUGCUGAUCAUCCAGAGAGGUUUGACACCUGGAAACAAAUGCUGUGCAGAGAUGGUCUGACUGGUCGCUGCUACUGGGAGGUCCGAUGGAGAGGGAGCAUCAGAAUAGGAGUGACGUACAAAAGAAUCAGGAGGAAGGGGGAGAGUGAGGAGUGCUGCAUUGGUUUAAAUGAUCACUCUUGGAUUCUUUCCUGUGAUUCUCAGGGUUUCACUGCCUGGCACAAUAACAAACAAACUGUCAUAAAACCAUACCAACCUAUCAGCUCCAACAGACUGGCAGUGUAUUUGGACUGGUCUGCAGGCACUGUGUCUUUUUACUCACUUCCUGGGAUGGUGCUCUCAAUAAAAAAGAUCCACCUUCAUACCUUUCAGACCACAUUCAAUGAACCACUUUAUGCUGCAUUCGGGUUUGGAUCAAAACAAGAGUGUAAGAAUGAGUCCGGUUCAGUUUCUCUGAUGCAGGUUGAAUAAUAAGGUUUGAUUCUUUGGAGAAAAAAGUUUCCCAAACUUAGCACAGCAUUCCUUAUAUCAAUGUAUGUAGGCCUACAUGCAUCCUUAUUGGGAGGUAAAAGUAAAGAUCUAUAUUCUGAACAUGUAAAUAGUCAAAUUGUGGACAAAUGAAAAUUAUCCUGCAUCUACGAAUAAUUUAUACUUUCAGCUUUGCUUAGCUUGCACUGUUAGAGAAAACUGAAGUAGCAAAGGAGAUCAAUAAACAGACAAAAAAUUCUAAGGGCAGAAAGGGUCAGAUUCUGCUAAGAUUUUUCUGGAGAUUUAAUGUUUUUAGGGCUGCCUCUGAGGCAACAGAUAUGAUCACUCUUCUACUAUCCUGCUAUAUUUUUUCAUUCUAGUGCUGCCACUAAUGUAUUUAAGUCUUGGAAA